Messenger RNA from Aspergillus piperis CBS 112811, 1342 nucleotides. Its product is annotated as zinc binding dehydrogenase. The coding region runs from base 57 to 1103 and encodes 348 amino acids. NCBI's taxonomy places the organism in Eukaryota, Fungi, Ascomycota, Eurotiomycetes, Eurotiales, Aspergillaceae. The record is from RefSeq and is a predicted model, not a curated record. Gene Ontology annotation, molecular function: oxidoreductase activity. The transcript has 4 exons.
CAUCCAUAUACCAGUACUCAGUAUUCAAAGCCUGUUUAUACCCUGUGCCAGUCAACAUGGGAUCCAGAACAAUGAAAGCGAUCCAAAUCCAAAAAUACAACGAGCCAUACCAUGUGUCCGAGGUGCCUGUCCCUCACCCAGAGCCGCAUCAGGUAUUAGUACGCAUCAAGGCUGCUGGGUUCUGUCAUACCGAUUUGAUGGCUCUAAACGGCGAAUUUGAAACUCGGUUACCGUUUAUCGGAUCGCAUGAGCCGGCGGGGAUAAUCGAGGAGGUUGGCUCUCAGGUCACAGGUUUCCGGAAAGGCGACCGGGUCGGCUGUAUCAAUUUUGACAGUGUCUGUGGAAAAUGUCCGGACUGUAAGGCUGGUCGUCCUAUCUAUUGCGAUGCCCCGAUGAUGAAGGGUAUCACUGCUGAUGGAGCGUGGGCCGAAUACAUGGUUGCGGAUGCUCGAUUUGUGGUUAAAAUACCAGAUGAUAUGGAAUUUAAAGUGGCAGCACCUCUGAUGUGCGCCGGGAUUAGCAUCUACGGCGGCAUAGUCCGAGCCAAUGUGCCCCAAGGCGGCUCUAUCGGCAUUGUCGGGAUUGGAGGUCUAGGUCAUAUUGGUACCCAGGUUGCCAAGUGCAUGGGCUACAAGGUCGCGGCAAUCGAUGUCAAGCAGUCAGCUCUGGAUGCAGUAGCAUCCUACGAGCACAAGCCUGACGUAUCCAUUCUGGCCACUGAUUCAGUGGAAAAGUCCCAAGAGAAGAUCAACAAGGCUAUGUCUGGCGACUAUCCAGGCCUUGAUGCGACCGUCCUAGCCACGGAUCAUCCAUCGGCCUUUGAAUUAGCGGCUGCCCUUACGCGGAAGCACGGUACGAUGGUCCUGCUUGGUCAGCCCGAAAAGGGGAUAACCAUGUCAUACCACACGGUCAUCUACAAGGAUAUCACGUUGGUAGGCUCCUUGAUUGCCGACACAGCUGCUGCGCAGGCGUUCAUUCAGUUGUUCCACGAAAACAAGCUGCACGUGGAAGUCAAGGAGUGGAAGCUGGAGCAGGCAGAGCAAAUGAGGCAGGAGUACUUGACCGGAAAGUCGAAUGGCAAAAAUGUCAUUGUUAUCGACUGACUGGCUCCGGAUUCUGAGCUGAAGCUCGGUAGAAGAUAUUAGUUUGGACGCUGGUUUAGCUCCUUCUGCGUCAUAGUCGCCGUGGGGCCAAAUAUAUUGGCUAGCAGGAUGGCGUCGGAUGUGAGGAAGUAGCAGAUGCUUAAAAUAGCCACGACUUCUAUUUGGCGAGAUAAGUCUGAUAUCGUGACGUCCCUGCCAAUAUCUUAGGCUUAGUGUCCCAAAAGAAUCGAGGCGGAUGG